Molecule: messenger RNA, 3411 nt
Organism: Porites lobata
Lineage: Eukaryota; Metazoa; Cnidaria; Anthozoa; Scleractinia; Poritidae
Source: the annotation of a GenBank genome assembly
GAAAUGUUUCGUCUGUAAUCCCCCCAAAGCAAGGUUGUUGUUUACGCGUCGCUGGAUUUUUGAAUUCCUCCUUUCAGUUUUUUUCCAUUUUGUCAUGGCUGGAAAUCGCUUAUCCAAUGUAACGGCGGAUCAAGUUAAAGGUAAUUCGUACGAUUGUUGUUUGAGAAACUUGUUUAAUUAGAUUGGCUUAGUGCUAAUACGCGAUUUUCCGGUUACUUUUCCGGCGACAUACGUAUAUAUAAAUAUCACUUACUUUGAUCGGCCUUCAGAGGAAAACAGGAAUUGUUCAAGCACAUCAGGUGAAAUCUUCGGAUAAAAAUGGACUGGACAAGCUCGAGAGGAACUUGUAAAAACACGUGAACUCUAGGAAUUAGCGAACAGCCCCCUUGCUUUCAUCUCAGAAAACGCGGUGUCGUUUGCAUUGAUGAAGAAAUACUUUUCGAUCAUUAAAAGCUCUGUUAUUUCAAAUAUUUACUAUACUCAGUGUUUUUACGGCCAGUAUUGUGUUAGAUCUUUAUGCAAAUGAGUGAAAAAUAGAGUGGAGGAAAAAUGUUUGUCACAAGGGGUAGCGUAAGAGAAGCACUGGGCCGCACUGGGGUGAGGUUGGGGGCGUGAUCGAUUCAAGAACAGAGCAAACAGGGGGAGUCAUAUUCCCGGGUUUCGCGAUUUGGCGAAAAUACUGGCAGGAUUGGGGAAAGGUUAUCAGGACAAGGGAUUUGCCAAAUUUGCGCACGGAUGCAGCGUUGGGGAAGAAAAUGGUUUAGCCUUGACAGAAGCUCGGGAUGCGGGAUUCCCCUGAAAAAGGAGCAGGAAUGUGGGAUCACGGGCUGUUAUCAGCUGGUGCUGAGAAAUUUCACAAUAAAAAAAAAUGUUUCUAACGCUGGCAAAUACUUCAGUUAAAUUCUAUGUAUUUAUUAAUGCCCCCUUUGAGGGAAACAUUUUUGAAAGCUCCCUCCCUCUCUUACAUUUCCCACCCAAAAAAUUCAAACACCCAAACUAUCAGGGGGCCACAAUUUUGGCAUGUUUAUUAACCCUUCAAUCUUCUCUUUCUACUCCCCCAUUUCCUAUCACACCUCAAAGUCCGUGAACUACCCAUUGGUGUCAUAGGUGUGGCAAUAAAAAAGAUGCAGUAUGGUACAGUGUUCAAGAUUAAAAAGUACAAGUUUUAGGCAAUUGAUUUUGAUACUGAAAGGGUAAGCAUGUAUGAGCUGCAGUAGCGGGUAUACUUAUUAAUUUUGUCAAAAGUAGUUUUAUGUAAGUCAAGGAUAGGGUAUAAAAAAUAGCAAGUUCUACUUUAGAAUAGAGCGUUGUCUGAGCAUACAUUGCAAGCUUGAUAUUACGAAUUAACCACUAUAUAACAAACUCUUGGUAUAACAAAUGAUUGUCUUUACCCCAGUAAUAGCAAAAUAUGUGAAAAAGAACCUUGUUACAAAAAACAAAUGUUGCCAGUCCCAUGACCGUUAAUUAUAUCGAGGUUCCACUGUACCACUAAGCUUCACAUGAAGGCAAAGACAAUCUCUUUGUGGAUUUCAAUACCAGCUGUAAUAUGUACUGCAUAAAAUCAGCAAGUCAUGUGUAAAGGUUUAUCUAAUAAUAUUAUUAGAUUAGUUCUAUGUAUUCUUAUAAUGUAUCAUAAUUAAAUCUUAGCUGCCAUGAGAGAUGUGUUGCUGGCAUUUGAGAGGCCAGAGCAUCAGACAAGACUGCUGGAAAUAGAACAGGAGGCAGGGAGUGACUUGGUAAAGCUUCUUCAAGACCGGCUUCCAUUUGCUGCUGAGAUCCAGCAAGAAGUGAUUAAAAGCCAUGGCUUUUCAGAUGAUGGAGCAGGUAUUCCUACUCAAGUGAUAUAUCAAUCGAACUAAAUUAAAAGUAAGAUGUAUGGACUAUACAUAUUUGACAAAGUUGGUGUCACUUCUUAUAAUAACACAAAAAUUAAUCUUCUUGAAGACUUAAUUAUGCUAGUUUUUGUGAAUAUUUGGCAAAGAAGAUUUCACUGAAAUUAUAUCAGUCUUGAAAUUAAGAAGUAAAAAAUCUUCUGGCAGGUAAAGAUUACACAAAGGAAGGUCCUGAUACUGUAACUAUCAAAUCUACAAACUAAGAUAAUCCCCUAAAAUACUGAUGGCCUGAAGCUGUGAACUUUGAACUACCCACAAUACCUUUCAGGGAUGUUGUGUGCAGUUUUACUCUUUUUUUCGACAACCUUUAAUUCUCGAAAUGGCUCUUGAUUUUAAUGAACGUUGUUAUUGAGAGCAGUUAUUCCAACAAUUUAUUUUGAACUGUAUAUUUUGUUUUGUCUUAUAGGUUCUCUUACUUUCACUCAUGCCAUCAAAUUGUUUGAGAAAGAUGAUGAAGAAAUAGCUAAAAUGGCAGAAGAUCUAAAGUCACGAUUCAUUCCUCUCUUACCUCGUCCACCACUGUUUGUUCCUAGGGAUGUCACAUGAUCUUUCUUACCUGACCUCAUUUUUCUACAUUUUUUAAUGUAUAAUUGUCACGUAGAGUUGAUGAGUGACUACUUUUACAAAGUGAACUACACAAAUUAUGUAAGGUGUAUAUUUGUAAGUGCAUUUCUUUGUACAUAACAUAUUUUAGAUUAGAAAUCUUGAUGUUGUUAAUAGUUUUGAAAAUUUCAGCUGCACUUAUGCAUCUACCUUACUUUACUGUCGAAUAGCUAGUACUCAAUAAAAAAAACUUCAAAAACUAAAUAUAAGAACAACAUGAUAGUGGCAAAAGGGGGAAAAUCAUAUAUACAAGCCUGAAUCUUUUCUGGCUUUCUUUUUGCACCAGCAAAAGUUGGGUCAGAUGGCAGUAAUAUGAUCUUCUUUACAUUUAAUGAAUGGCCUGCAUGGGUGAGGGGGCAUAAGCCAUGAGAAUAGCAAAACAUCUGAGGAAAUGAUAGUCUCCGCUCCCAGGCCACGUUGAUGUUCUUAGGGCUUUGUCACUCAUUCCUUUCCCAUGAAAAUUUGUUGGGGAAGGACUGGAUGACGAGCCAAAAGAACAUCUGCGUGGGAGGGUAGAGGCAAUGAGUGUUAUACAGACUAUUGAGAAUAGAAUGAACCAGCCAGAUGCUCGCGUUACCAUGACCUCCAAAAGGAACCGAUAACAGCUCACUGUUUUGUUGAUAGGUAACUGGACCAAAUGGUUUCCCCUCAACCAAAAAGAACAUUUUGAAUAGGGAUGAGGGCUAGGAGACACCUCUGGUCCUGUUUAUUUAUCUGUCGCAUGGUGACCUGUGGAAUGUGACAGGUAAAAAACCCCAUUGCCCUUAGUAACAAGGGUGUCUGACUGUGAGUUAAUUUGUUAAAAGGUCACAAGUUCGAUACCAGUAAAUUGAGAUUCCAAAUUUUUUCAUUGCCCCACACUUUUUUAAAAUUAAAGCAAGUGAUAAUUAACACAGAAUGACACAUUAUUAUCUGG